Messenger RNA from Pyricularia grisea, 201 nucleotides. RefSeq lists its product as uncharacterized. The record is from RefSeq and is a predicted model, not a curated record. The transcript has a single exon. The annotation marks the transcript as partial. Lineage: Eukaryota; Fungi; Ascomycota; Sordariomycetes; Magnaporthales; Pyriculariaceae.
GUACCCGACCGAUUUCAAAGAUUGCCCAGGCAGUCACAAUUCGAUAUCUGGCCAAGCUGGCCCAACACCGUCCUGUGGUUGCACUGCAGCAAAGCAAGCCAAACAGCUAUCGACAAACUUGACCUGCUUUGCAUCGCUGCGUCGGGGUGGAUCGGAUCGGGAAACCAACCAAUGGUGCUGACCUCCACCAGACCAAAAUAA